AAAUACCACCGCGCGCCGCAGUCACCGUUGUUGCGUGAUUGUGAUGAUACCAUUUAUUACGGUCGGUACUGGUGGUUACCCGUAGUCGACGCGAAGUUUUUAUAUGCACUUAACCGUCUGUCUAUUUAUCUAUCUAACUGUCUAUUUUUAUAUGUUUAUGUAUAUAUAAGUUUUUCUCCGCGAAACAUCGCGUUUCGUCGUCGAGACGACCCCGCCGAAACGGGACGUCACUACCCGGACGAGAAUUCAGCGGGCUUUGCAGUUCAGCGGUGCGUUAUCAUUUGUACGUAACGCGGCGUCCGGAAUAAAAGAAAAAAAAAAAAAAAUUCCGGUCGUCAACGAUGUGGUCAUUGUCAAAGAUUGGUCGUCGGAUGGUUACCGUAUUCGUCGGUCGUUGUCAGCAGCAGCAGCAGCAGCAGCAGCAGAAUUGGCAUGAUCUGCCUCGGUGUCAUUCAUCGUGCAGCUCGCCGACGACAGAUGUGGCCUCUCCGUUGCGAAGUACUAAAAAGAAGUCGGACCGAGCGUCGUCCAAGCACCUGGUGGACGUGAAGACGGUGCGGGUGACUGGCGGCUGUGGCGGUGACGGGCGCGUGUCGUUCUUGAAGUUGUUCGGUAACGAGAACGCCGGCCCGGACGGCGGUGACGGAGGUAACGGCGGCCACGUAGUGUUCCGCGCGUCGGAAAACGUCACCGGGUUAGAACACGUGCUGAGCCUGAUCAAGGCGCCGGACGGCGAGAACGGCUACAACAAGGAUUGCCACGGCAAGUGCGCGGAACAUCAUUUCGUGGACGUGCCCGUGGGCACGGUUGUUAAAGACAGCACCGGCCGCGUGGUCGGCGACCUUAGCCGUCACGGCAUGUUGUUCGUGGCCGCUCGGGGCGGCGCGGGCGGCCAUGGCAACCGUUACUUCGCUACAGACACGGAACAGGUGCCCGAGGUGGCCGAGGUGGGCGGCGCCGGUGAGUCGCUGCAAUACACGUUGGAGCUGAGCAGCAUCGCCGACUUCGGGCUGUUGGGGUUCCCAAACGCAGGCAAGAGCACGCUGUUGCGCGCCAUCACCCGGGCCAGGCCAAAGGUUGCGCCGUAUCCAUUCACCACGCUACAGCCGUAUAUUGGCAUUGUGCGGUACAGCGACAUGGAAACGGUGGCCGUGGCCGAUUUGCCGGGUCUGAUCGAGAACUCGCACUGCAAUCACGGGCUGGGCAUAUCGUUCUUGCGUCACGUGCAGCGGUGCAUGGCGCUACUGCUGCUGGUCGACCUGUCGCUGCCUGAGCCCUGGUCGUACGUGGACGUGCUCCGCAAUGAGGUGCGGUGUUUUUCCGAGUCGAUCCUGGACCGACCGCAAGUGAUCGUGGCCAACAAGAUUGACGUGGAUGGCGCCCGCGACAAUCUAAUCGCACUCAAGCAAUGGCUGCCCGGUGACACGGUCAUCGAGGUGUCUGCCAAGCAUGGUAUUAACCUGGAGUUCCUGUUGAAGCACAUGAAGCACAUUUACGACGAGAAGCUUAAAGGCGCGGAGCCGAACGCUAUCAGGACGCCCCGUUGACUGAACUUAAUAUAAUACUUACGAUUAAUUUUCUUCCGUUUAUAAUUAUUAGAUUAGCUAUGUUGAGUGAGCGAAUAUUGUAUUUAUAAGUUCUUUUAUUACAACUAUACUUUUGUAGUAUUCGACUUUUGUGUUCAAAAUGACCAACAAGGUUUGCUCCCAGGAAUCAUGAAAUAAACGCGACAUUAUGCAUAUUA
This is a messenger RNA of Sipha flava (yellow sugarcane aphid), 1744 nucleotides long. RefSeq names its product mitochondrial ribosome-associated GTPase 2. Gene Ontology annotation, molecular function: magnesium ion binding; GTPase activity; GTP binding. Gene Ontology annotation, cellular component: mitochondrion. The coding region runs from base 342 to 1547 and encodes 401 amino acids. The transcript is spliced from 3 exons. NCBI's taxonomy places the organism in Eukaryota, Metazoa, Arthropoda, Insecta, Hemiptera, Aphididae. The record is from RefSeq and is a predicted model, not a curated record.